AAGAAAGUCGUAAUCAGGAUGAUUAAUUAGAGUGAAUAGUAAUUUUGUGUCCGACAAUAAUAGCAAGGCUGCUUCCCCAUGAAACAGCUAGCCACGCGUCAGUUUCCUAUAUGGGCCCACCAACCUGGCGCACGUUAGCCUCAACCAACACCCAGCUCUGCUUAUCUGGCACCCAUCCCACUUGAUGCCUCUUUUCUCAGCCGACACUCAAAUUCCGCCGGAAAAAAAAUUAUCUGCUUAGCUGCCAUUCACUGAAAAUAUCUCACUGAAUUUAUCCGAUUCUGACACGUGGAAUCCCUGAAAGUUUCUACUGAAAUUGUGGUGUGUUUCAGUAUAGAUUUCAUUCAUUUUUAUUUACUACUAAAUCAAGCAGAUUUGAUUCAUCGUAAACAUUGAUUCAGAAAAAAUAGGCUAUGUUCGUAUUUCUAGGGUUUCAGUGUAAUCAUUUGUAAAGUUUCGCUUCAAACUCAAUCAUCUAUGCUGGUAUGAUCCUUUACAUUGUUUGUUCUACGUUAAGCUCUGGUUAAUUACGUAUUUGUUGAUGUAAAUUGGGAGUAUUUUCGACUUAAUCAAUGGCGUCGAUUCGAAGAACAUUGUCACCGAAUAAUAGCGAACGGCAUUUUCAGAAUGGAAAUCAAUAUUCAGUUCAAUCGCCAUCUCAUAAGCAGGUCAUUAUUAACGGCAAAAGUUCGUCGCGAAAAAAUUACAUAUCUAGUAGGAAGAAGUUGUUCUAUAGGUGUUUGAUAUUUUUUGUGUUAGGGUUUGUAUUAGGUAUGGCACCAUUUGGUGGUAAUUUUGAUGAUGAUGUGAGAAGCCGUGAUUUUUCGUUUAAUGUGAAGAAGGAGGAGAUGAAAGAUGUGGUAAUACCGGGACCUGAUAACAAGGUUAACUCGGUUAAAUUACCUGAAGUGAAUUUUGUUUAUGUUGUACCGAGGAAAUUGUUGAUUGUGGUGACACCGACUUAUAAUAGGGCGCUUCAAGGUUAUUAUCUUAAUAGAUUGAGUGAGUUGUUGAACCUCGUGAAAUCGCCUUUGUUGUGGAUUGUGGUUGAGAUGAAUGCGGCGUCUGUAGAGACUGCGGAUAUUUUGAGGAAGACGGGAGUUAUGUAUCGGCAUUUGGUGUGUUCUAAGAAUAUGACGGAUAUAAAAGACCGGGGGGUGCAUCAGAGGAAUGUUGCGUUGGAGCAUAUUGAACGUCAUAGGCUUGAUGGGAUUGUUUACUUUGCAGAUGAUGAUAAUAUCUACUCGCUUGAGUUGUUUGAGAGCAUUAGAUCGAUCAAUCGUUUUGGCACUUGGCCUGUUGCUAUGCUGGCACAAAGCAAAAGCAAAGCAGUACUGGAGGGUCCUGUGUGCAAUGGAAGUCAAGUUAUUGGGUGGCACACUAAUGAGAAGAGUAAGCAACUUAGAAGAUUUCAUGUCGAUAUGUCUGGCUUUGCCUUCAAUAGCACUAUAUUAUGGGAUCCAAAGAAAUGGCAUCGACCAACUUCGGAUCCCAUUCGACAGUUGGACAAGGUGAAGGAGGGUUUCCAAGAGACCACUUUCAUAGAACAAAUUGUUGAAGACGAAAGCCAAAUGGAGGCUAUCCCUCCUGGUUGCUCAAGGGUAUUGAAUUGGCACCUUCAUCUGGAAGCUCGUGGACUUGUCUAUCCAAGAGGCUGGCUGCUUCAAAAGAACCUUGAUACCGUUUUCUCUACCACAUGAGGACACAAGCAAAGUGCAAAGUCUCUAACUGGUGUCCAUGAAGGAGGACACCGAACAAUAUCCACUGUAGCAUUUCACAUCAUGGUGGUUAAGGGCACUCUGUAUCUCAUGUCAAAGCCUUUUUGUUGCUAAAAUUCAGAGAGCCUUUUGGAAUUAUUGUUGUUUCUGCGAUUGUGUCCAUAUUUAGUUUGCCUGAGCAAAGAAAAAAAGACAGCGCCUCAGCUGCAAUUCUGUUUGACAGGCCAGUGCUAAUCCCAAUAGGAAGCUAUCAUUUUCAAGCUGAUCUGGGAAAUACUUGAGUGCCGAAGUCGAAGCAGCAAUGCAUGCCUUGAAUGGCAGGAUAGCUAUAAAGAAAAGAGUAAUUGAUUUUCUUUUUUAUUUUCUCAAAAAUAUUCUUUGACCACAUCAGAAGUCGUUGUGUUGUGAGUUUUGCUACUUUUUCCAAGGUGAGGGGUGUGGUGUCUUCAAUUUCCAUUCCAAGAUUGGAGCCACUGCUGUCACUAAAGGCGGAAUGCGUGCGUGCUGUAGAGUUGAAUGGCUGCGGAUUAUCAUCCUCGGAAGCAGGAAGCAAGUGACGCUCAGUUCAAAUUGUAAUCUUUUACAAUUCUGAUUCUGACAGAACAGUUAUUAUACAUGACCUGCAUUUUUUUUCCCUUGAUGUGCAAAGGUUCUUAUUGC
This is a messenger RNA of Lycium barbarum (goji berry), 2378 nucleotides long. RefSeq names its product probable beta-1,4-xylosyltransferase IRX9H. Bases 573 to 1700 code for a protein of 375 amino acids. NCBI's taxonomy places the organism in Eukaryota, Viridiplantae, Streptophyta, Magnoliopsida, Solanales, Solanaceae. The transcript has 4 exons. The record is from RefSeq and is a predicted model, not a curated record. Gene Ontology annotation, molecular function: xylosyltransferase activity; galactosylgalactosylxylosylprotein 3-beta-glucuronosyltransferase activity. Gene Ontology annotation, biological process: glucuronoxylan biosynthetic process; plant-type secondary cell wall biogenesis. Gene Ontology annotation, cellular component: Golgi membrane.